CGUGGGGUGCUGAGCGCUUGCAAAGCCUUCCUCCCCCAAUCCCAGCAAGGAACCGCCACUCACUCAACCCGACUUGUGAAUGGCUUCAUUGAAGAGAAAUGGGCUGGGUUUAAGUGCACAAAAGUCCGAAUCCCUCUUGGCUUGGCAGUGGCGAGACGGGAGACACAACGUGCGGGCUAGGAGAGAGAGAGAGAGCUUCCAGCCAAUCCCCCACCCCCACCCUCCACGACCGGCCACCAGUAUCCCACCAUGUCUGUGAUGCUCAACGAUGCCCCCCAAGGAAGAAAAGCACUCCGUCUACUGAAAGCUGAACAAGAAGGCAGGUUAGAAGAAAUCAACAAAGAAUUUCUCUGCGACCCAAAGUUUAGCAAUGAAGAGGACCUGGAAGAAAAGCUUGUGGUUUUUAAAGAAAAAUACAUGGAGUUCGACCUGAAUAAUCAAGGCGAGAUCGAUCUCAUGUCGGUGAAAAGGAUGAUGGAAAAACUGGGGACGCCCAAGACCCACUUGGAGCUGAAGAAGAUGAUCUCCGAAGUCACCGGGGGGAUCAGCGAAACCAUCUCGUAUCACAAUUUCAUCACCAUGAUGCUCGGCAAGCGGUCGGCCGUCUUCAAGCUAGUCAUGAUGUUUGAAGGCAAAAGUCAGGAAACCGCCCCCAAAUUUUCGGGUCCCCCUCCAGAGAGAGAUCUCUCAAGUCUUCCUUAAAGGGAUAAGAAAAUACGGAACAUUUUCACCUCUGACCAUGACCACAAGAUCUCUGCUCCAUUGCUUUUAAACCGGCCCGUUUUAAAGACUCCAUCCAAAAGAACUGCAAGCAAAAAUCCACAGGAUGUCAAAAUGUCACAGAAUAAUUUUUAUUCUCAAUUCUAGCAAGCCCCGUCAUUCUCCAGAAUGGGAGCAAAAUCCAGGUUUCAAGGGGCGUUUUUCAACAGAUCGGUGCUCUCCAAAGCCCUCCGUUUUCUCUCAAACCUGAAACAAUUCAGAAGUUCUUCGCCAUCACUUCAAAGCAAAAAGGGAAAAUCAGAGACGUUUUAGCCUGGAUUCAGAAUCAGUCCUAAGCCGGAUGGGGCGGACUUGAGUGACAUCGUGGCUAGUUUUGGAGUUGGGGGUCUACAAAUGAAAAAAAAAAUCGGUUUUGCAGAACAACCACAAAAGUUCUAAAUGUCUUCUCGAAGUAGCUUUCCUGAUUUCUGAAGAUCUUUUCCUUCUGUCAUUCUUUAAAAUGCAAACGUUUUCACAA
Molecule: messenger RNA, 1237 nt
Organism: Crotalus tigris (Tiger rattlesnake)
Lineage: Eukaryota; Metazoa; Chordata; Lepidosauria; Squamata; Viperidae
Gene: AIF1L
Product: allograft inflammatory factor 1 like
Exons: 6
Coding region: 250-702 (150 amino acids)
Biological process (GO): actin filament bundle assembly; ruffle assembly
Cellular component (GO): ruffle membrane; actin filament
Molecular function (GO): calcium ion binding; actin filament binding
Source: RefSeq, a predicted model, not a curated record